AUGCGUCUGAUGGCGAUGCGACUUCGGCUGCUACAGCGCCCCGUGCGCUCGAGCAAUGUUGCACUCCUCUCCACCAAAGCACCCGAUUUCUCUGAUAUCGUGUAUGGUCAGGACACCGGUGUGCGCACGGUACAGUUUAACCGGCCAGAAAAGCUUAACGCGUUGACGCUCCCGAUGGCGCUGCAUCUGAUGCAUCGAUUACACAAGUUUGAGGCGAACAAGACGGUCAACGCUAUCGUUUUUUCUGGUAAUGGUGGUAAGGCUUUUUGCGCUGGUGGUGAUAUCCGCGCGCUGGCCGAUAAUGGUAAAGACCCGGCCACACGUCACUUCGCCCUCGACUUUUUCCGCCACGAGUAUCGCUUGAACUAUCUUUUAGCGACCACCGAGAAGCCCAUCAUUUCGUUUCUUAACGGCGUUACUAUGGGUGGCGGCGUAGGGCUUUCAAUGCACGGCAAGUUUGUGGUAGCCACUGAGAAGACGGUAUUUGCAAUGCCAGAGACUGCAAUUGGCUUUUUCCCGGACGUCGGAGCCUCUUAUCUACUACCCCGUCUUGGACGUCGACUAGUAGAGGGUGAAGAUUACGUAGCUGAUGUUCCCAAAUCGCAGGCGCUUAAGGGUCAGGGUCUAGGUACAUAUCUCGCAUUAACUGGCGAGCGACUCAAGGGCCAUGAAGUUAUUGGUUUGGGACUCGCUACCCACUAUCUUCCCACGAGUGAAUACGAUACAUUGGUGCAUCAAUUGACAGGUUUUGAAUUUGAGGACCAAGUGCCCCAAGAGGAGCGGGAUGAGAUGAUUCACGAAGCUAUAGCGGAGCUCGAGACGGACGAGGCAUUUCAAGAAGUUGACCCUGGAUAUCUUGAGACAGUUGAACAAGUCUUUGGUGCUUCCAAUGAGAAUGACACAUUGGAGGGCAUUUUCGGACGCCUGGAGAAGCUUAACACAGAGUGGUCUCACGAGACGCUUGCUAACUUAAAAAAGAUGUCACCUUUGAGUCUAAAAGUUACGCUAGAGCAGAUGCGGCAGGGUGCUGGGAAGACAUAUGCUGAGUGUUUUCAGAUGGAAUACCGCAUAGCUACAAGAAUGAUGGAGAAUCCAGACUUUUUUGAAGGUGUACGCUCAGUUGUUGUGGACAAAGAUCGCAAUCCAAAGUGGUCAAAGCGCGACAUCACCAAAGUAACGGCAAAAGAAGUGAACGCAUUUUUCAAGCCUCUCGAAAAAGACCAAGAAUUGAUUUUGUAUCCAUCAGUUACGGCAACGACGGAAAAAGAGUAA
Molecule: messenger RNA, 1272 nt
Organism: Plasmopara halstedii
Lineage: Eukaryota; Oomycota; Peronosporomycetes; Peronosporales; Peronosporaceae
Product: mitochondrial 3-hydroxyisobutyryl-hydrolase
Exons: 4
Coding region: 1-1272 (423 amino acids)
Biological process (GO): L-valine catabolic process
Molecular function (GO): 3-hydroxyisobutyryl-CoA hydrolase activity
Source: RefSeq, a predicted model, not a curated record